This is a messenger RNA of Zophobas morio, 1303 nucleotides long. RefSeq names its product chitin deacetylase 8-like. The coding region runs from base 55 to 1200 and encodes 381 amino acids. The record is from RefSeq and is a predicted model, not a curated record. Lineage: Eukaryota; Metazoa; Arthropoda; Insecta; Coleoptera; Tenebrionidae. The transcript is spliced from 6 exons. Gene Ontology annotation, biological process: carbohydrate metabolic process.
CAGCUCUUUGCCCAAAUUCAAUACCGAUUUUAUUCUUUCUUAUAAAAUUUCACUAUGUUUCGAAUAAUUCUUGUGAUUUUAGCUGCUGCUUGUCUUGCAUUACCCCAAGCAGAGAAAGAUUUGUAUGCAGCAGAACCAUGCUCGGACGAAAAGUGUCUGCCUCCUGAUUGUAGAUGUUCUUCCACUAACAUUCCCAAUGGACUCGAGCCAGCUCAAGUACCACAAUUUGUCCAUCUGACAUUUGACGACGCCGUUCAAGAGCUUAACUACCAGGUUUAUGCUUCACUCUUUUACAACCGAACUAACCCUGAUGGAUGUCCUAUAACGGUAACUUUCUUCGUGUCUCAUGAUUAUACGGAUUACAGCAGAGUUCACGAUUUAUACCUUAAUUAUCAUGAAAUUGCACUUCAUUCCAUCACAGAUGAACCUGCGACUGAUUAUUGGCGAGAUAUUACGAUCGACCAAUUGAAACAAGAAUUCGGAGACGAAAAAACGAUAGUCUCUACAUUUGCCAAUAUUCCACCAGAAGCAAUAAAGGGAAUGAGAAUACCAUUUCUACAAUUAUCUGGGAACAAUACUUACCAACUGGGCAAAGACAUAGGCUUGGAAUGGGACAGUUCUUGGCCAACUCAAACUUUCAGAAACCCUGGACUCUGGCCAUAUACUCUUGACUAUAAAUCAACUCAAGACUGCCUAUUAGGUUUCUGUCCAGAAGAUUCAAUCCCUGGUUUUUGGGUUGCUCCAGUGAUCGACUGGACUGAUCAACAAAACAUUCUUUGCAGUAUGGUGGACGCUUGCGUUAAUAUUCCAGAUGAUGUCGACGGACUUGUACAAUGGUAUAUUGACAACUUCAAUGUUGAAUACAACGGCAACAGAGCACCGAUUGGAUUCUAUGUACAUCAAGCAUAUUUCAACGCAAAUCCUAUCCAUUUAGAAGCGUAUACAAAGUUCGUAGAUUAUUUGCAAGGACUAGAUGACGUUUAUUUGGUGAGUCCAAGCCAAAGUAUUGACUGGAUUAAGAAUCCUACACCUCUUAGCGCGGGUGUUCGCGCAGAAUGCCCUCAAAUCGAAGAUUUAGGCUGCAAUAAGCAAACUUGUCAGUUUACAAAAGGAAACGAAACGAGAUACAUGACAAUUUGUGGAGAUUGUCCAGACGUCUACCCUUGGUUGGGUAAUCCACUGGGUGAAGCUGAAGUAUAAAUUUUUUGAAACAUUGUUAGCAAAAAAAAAAAACAAGUUAUAACUAGUUUAAAGAAAUAAAUAUAUUGUAUAAAAUAAAACACAAACAACAAAACACAAAGAA